AUGCUCCAGUUCGGUAAAUUGCGGGUGAAAAGGGAGCACUUGAAUCUCCAGAAUGUUCUGCAUGCUGGACAGAGUUUCAGGUGGAUUUUCCAUGCGGAUAAGGAUUACUAUGCUACCAGUAUGAAGGUCGGAAGUUACUCUGAAUAUUGCAUUGUUCUUUUGAAACAGCAAGACGAAAACACCAUAGAGUACGCAUCUGUUGGAAACGUAUGUGAGAUGAACGUGUUGGGUAAGCACUUAGAAGACUAUUUUAGGCUUGAAGUGGAUUUAGCAGAGGUGCAUGCCAAUGAAUGGAUUCCCAGUGAUAGUAAGUUUAAAGGUUUGCCUUCACAAGGUAUAAGAAUUCUGGGUCAAGAACCUUGGGAAACUUUGAUUUCGUUCAUUUGCUCUAGCAAUAAUAAUAUCUCAAGAAUUACAAAAAUGUGUCAUAAUUUAUGUUCAUAUUAUGGGAACAAACUUGACGAAUUUGAUUCACUGCAAUUCUACUCUUUCCCAACAAGUGAGGACCUUGUCAAAAGGGCCACUGAAGCGGAAUUAAGAGAGCUGGGGUUUGGAUACAGGGCCAAGUAUAUCCUUGAAACUGCAAAGAAAAUUGUAUUAGCAAAGAAGGCCGAAGGAUUUUCGACUGAUCAAGAGUAUUUCAAGAACUUGAUGGAAACAAAAUCAAUCGGAGAAGUAAAAGAGACUCUAAUGUCUUUCAGUGGUGUGGGACCUAAAGUAGCAGACUGUGUCUGUCUGAUGGGGCUGCGUAUGGAUCAUGUUGUUCCCGUAGACGUCCACGUUGGAAGAAUUGCUAAAAGGGACUACCAAAUAAGUGCCAGUAAGAUGGAGAUCUCCAAGCUUAGAGAAACGUAUAGUCAACUUCCCAUUACUAAAAAAAAGAUUAAUCUUGAACUGGAUUAUAUAGGUCUGCAGCUUACAAAAAAAUGGGGAAGAUAUGCUGGUUGGGCGCAGGGUUUGCUCUUCUUCAAGGAAAUUGGCGGCGCAAGUGGUGUUACCACGAAUGAGAACAUUAAGAGGCGUAGAUCAGGGGUGGAAGAAGUAGAUACAGAAAACAAGAGACUCUCUAGAGUGAAGACUGAAACUGUAACGUCGGAAAUAAAAAAGCUUUAA
Molecule: messenger RNA, 1113 nt
Organism: Kazachstania africana CBS 2517
Lineage: Eukaryota; Fungi; Ascomycota; Saccharomycetes; Saccharomycetales; Saccharomycetaceae
Gene: OGG1
Product: 8-oxoguanine glycosylase OGG1
Exons: 1
Coding region: 1-1113 (370 amino acids)
Biological process (GO): base-excision repair, AP site formation; nucleotide-excision repair; base-excision repair
Cellular component (GO): nucleus
Molecular function (GO): damaged DNA binding; 8-oxo-7,8-dihydroguanine DNA N-glycosylase activity
Source: RefSeq, a predicted model, not a curated record